This is a messenger RNA of Manihot esculenta (cassava), 1687 nucleotides long. RefSeq lists its product as uncharacterized. The record is from RefSeq and is a predicted model, not a curated record. The transcript has 3 exons. Lineage: Eukaryota; Viridiplantae; Streptophyta; Magnoliopsida; Malpighiales; Euphorbiaceae. Bases 75 to 1505 code for a protein of 476 amino acids.
UUGUCAGUUACGAGUCACAGACUCACUGCCUUCAUUUUUCUUCUUCUCCAGUCAAUCUCCCUAUCUUCUUCACCAUGUCUGACACUAACCAAGGGCACCCAGGGUCCCAGACCCGUGAGACCAAGUCUAGGCCGGUGGGUGGCACCGAGUUCAGUUGGUGCAAAGCCGUGCCUGGUGGCACCGGCAUCACCGUCCUAGCCCUUCUCGUUUCAAAGUUCCCUGAUAUACCCCUUAUCCAAGCUGCUCUUCACCAACUCCAAACUUCCCACCCCUUCCUCCGCUCUAAGCUCCAUUACGACGCCGCCACCGCCACCUUCUCCUUCGUCACUCCUCCCUUCCCUCACAUCCAAAUCCAACUCUUUGAUCAUUCUUCAACCGCCGGUAUUCUCUCAGAUAAUUCUAACAACAACCCAUCUGUUACCCCAUUUCAUCUUAUUCUAGAGCAUGAAAUAAACAAAAAUCCAUGGUCAAUAUCACAAACUACCGACCAAGAUAUCUUCUUCGCUAGUGUGUACACUCUAAGUGAGAGCCAAUGGGUGGUGGUGCUUCGGCUGCACACGGGAGCAUGCGACCGUGCAUCGGCGGUGGUGGUGCUUAGAGAGCUGCUAAAGCUGGUGAGUGGAAGAAAAGAGAACAGUGAUUUAGAAUUAUAUAAUGGGAAUGGAAGGAUUGGGUUGGGAAUUGAAGAUUGUAUUCCUAAAGAGAAAUCAAAUAAGCCCUUUUGGGCUCGUGGGAUUGAUGUUCUUGGGUAUUCUUUGAAUUCUUUUCGGCUGGCGAAUUUGAACUUUGUGGAUGCUUCGUCUGCCAGAUGCUCUCAGGUUCUCAGACUGCAAAUGAACCCAGAUGAAACCGACAGGCUUCUUCAGGGCUGCAAAUCGAGAGGGAUUCAACUUUGUGCAGCCAUAACAGCUGCUGGUUUGAUUGCAGCACAUUCCUCUAGAGGUCUUCCUGGUGACCAACGGCAGAAAUAUGGUGUUGUGACCCUCGUCGAUUGUCGUUCACUUCUUCAUCCUCUCCUCAAUGCAAAUCAUAUUGGAUUUUACCACGGGGCCAUCAUGAAUACACAUGAUGUAAGUGGAAGUGACAAGCUAUGGGAGCUAGCAAAGAGAUGUUACAUGGCUUUUGCAAAUGCAAAGAACAACAACAAGCACUUCACAGACAUGGGAGACCUCAACUUUCUAAUGUGCAAGGCAAUUGAUAAUCCAGGCUUAACUCCAUCUUCAGCACUGAGAUCUGCCUGCAUUUCAGUGUUUGAAGACACUGUGAUUGAGGAUUCUAAUGAAGUUCAAGCAGAGCUUGGAGUUGAGGAUUAUGUGGGAUGCGCCUCCGUCCACGGUGUCGGUCCAUCUGUCGCCAUAUUCGACACCAUUCGCGAUGGAUGUUUGGAUUCGGCUUGUGUGUAUCCGUCGCCGUUGCAUUCGAGGGAUCAAAUGCAGAAGUUGAUUGAUGAUAUGAAGAGAAUUCUUGUGGAUUCUUGUGUCAAUAUGGCAGAGGGGGAGAGCUAGAUUUCCUUUUAUGAGACAAUACAUUCAAAUCAUAUGCCCAUAUUUAGAUGUGAGAUUCCAUUUUCAUUAAUUAUGGAACGGAUCACAUGUAUGCGAAUGCUAAAAUUAUUAAGGGGUUGUUUGGUUUAGAAUGUUCUGGGAGGUAUAUUUUUUAUAAAAUAUACUUUUAAAGAAUUUAUUUA